AUGAACCGACUCGACAAAGAGCAUUUCGAUAACCAGAUCUAUUUCAGGGUCGCAAGGUCAGAUGAUUCUUCCCGAAUUGCCUGGCUAGUACAAGCCGCCUUCCAACGCCUGGACAUCAAGUGGACGGGGCCCGACGUCGAGCUCAAUCGCAACUUUACCGUGGCCCCUGAAGAUAUCCUCACGAUUAUCGAUAAUUCCAAUGCUGCCUUUCUCAUAGCCACCACAGAAAGUGAUUUCCUCAUAGGCGGUGUAGCAGUUAUCAAAAGGACCAAAGAUCUUGCUCGAUUAGCUCUAUUGGCUGUGAACCCAACACAUCAAGCUGUCGGCAUAGGACGCCGCAUUCUGGAGCAGGCCGAAUAUUACGCUGUCAACACAUGGGAUACUAAGACGUUCGGCUUGAAUGCGCUUAGUACGAGGUGCUUGCUGAUUGAGUGGUACGAGAAGAGGGGGUAUAGAAGAACAGGAGAAAGGUUGGAACUUUCGGCGGCGAGAGCGGUAGAGGGAUUGACUCUGUCGAAGGACUUGCACUUUGUUGAGGUGGAGAAGCAGCCCUGA
This is a messenger RNA of Bipolaris oryzae ATCC 44560, 555 nucleotides long. RefSeq lists its product as uncharacterized. Gene Ontology annotation, molecular function: acyltransferase activity, transferring groups other than amino-acyl groups. NCBI's taxonomy places the organism in Eukaryota, Fungi, Ascomycota, Dothideomycetes, Pleosporales, Pleosporaceae. The transcript has 2 exons. The record is from RefSeq and is a predicted model, not a curated record. Bases 1 to 555 code for a protein of 184 amino acids.